AUGGAGGUCGGCGUGAGGGCUGCUCUGGGGCUCUCCCUCACCAGCAUGACUGGCCUCAGCCUCAUCUCUCCCGCCUGGUUCCAGAGCCCUUUCUCCUCCUAUGGUGUCUUUACCUACUGCUCCUGGCCACAGGAUGACAGCUGGAACCAGAGCUGUGUGACCUUUUGGUCCCUGAAGGACAUGCCCACCUUGCCCUGGAAGGUCUCAGCUGCAAUGCUCCUGGGAGGCUGGCUUUUGCUGUCCCUCAGCGCUCUUCUCCUCUCAGCCUGGGCACUGGCUCCCAGAAGGUUGUUUCCCAGGAGGGGCUUUGGUCCAACACCCGUGGUGCAGGCAGCAGCAGCAGCCUCCACACUUGUAGGUCUGCUGGUUUUUCCAGCCACUCUGGCUUCCCCGUUCGCCAAAGAAGUCUGCAAAGGAUCCUCCAUGUACCAUAGCGGAACAUGCUGGCUGAGUUGGGGCUAUGCCAUGGCCAUCCUCAAUGUGGUCCUGACCAGCCUGCUUGUCAUCAGGUGGCAAACGACCCCGGUCCAGAGGGUAGCGGUCCCCUUCUCCAGUGACACGCAAGGAGUCAUCCUUGUGCCAGAAUAAGGAAAUGAGUGUCGCCCAGGAAAAGCAAACGGCAAAGAACAUUCUCUACAGUCAGGUGAAAUUGCUACACACUCAGGUUCAAAACCCGCCUCAUCUGCUCCCAUGCUGUGUGACCUCGGGCAAAUCCCUUUCC
Molecule: messenger RNA, 721 nt
Organism: Rattus norvegicus (Norway rat)
Lineage: Eukaryota; Metazoa; Chordata; Mammalia; Rodentia; Muridae
Gene: Lhfpl7
Product: LHFPL tetraspan subfamily member 7
Cellular component (GO): membrane
Source: RefSeq, a predicted model, not a curated record